UCUAAGCGAGAAAUGCGCGGCAGCAUUGAACAUCUAAUUGGAUCUAUUUUGCCAAAAACUACAGUUGCUUCUGCUGCUGCUUCCAACGAUGGAAACCGAUGUGCAAAACACAGAUGCUAAGGAUACGCUGACUCAGCUGCUCGAAAUGGGCUACGCAGAGAUCGAGGCACGACAGGCGCUGGCGCAUGCCUCCAAUAAUCUGGAGCUGGCCAUACAAUAUCUAGUCGGCGACUACGAUGCCGAGCAGACCGAUGAGGCGCUGCAGCGACGCACGCGUCGCCGCUGCAAGGAGCUGCGCAGCUGCCUCAUGGGUAAUCCAGCCAUAACCGAUUACGCCGUGGCAGCGCUAAUGAAGAAACCGCGCACUGCCGAAGCGUUGCGUGAGCUGGUCGGCACGCACAGCGCGAUGUUUUUGGGAUCGCUAUUGGAGUCAUCCUCCGACGAGGAGCAGCCGAAUGAGGAGCGCAAGCAGCGAGAAUAGCAGAUUCAAUGAGAAAAUAAGAGAGGUGGAGAGAAGCUGCCAGAUCAGCUGUUAAAACUAGGUAUUAAAGCGAAUUGAACGAAGGCUAAGAAAAAAA
Messenger RNA from Drosophila arizonae, 578 nucleotides. RefSeq lists its product as uncharacterized. Lineage: Eukaryota; Metazoa; Arthropoda; Insecta; Diptera; Drosophilidae. The record is from RefSeq and is a predicted model, not a curated record. Gene Ontology annotation, molecular function: protein binding.